AUUUAUAUAUUUGUUUUUCUGCAAACCGCUGCAUAGUUCACAGUAGAAAGCUAAACUAUUGCUACUUUGCAAUAAGUAUAGUGUUCGCAUAAGCUAUAGCUAUAAGCUGUGUCGCGGCAAUAUAAACUCCUCGAUCCUUGAUCAAUAAAUCAAAUUAUUUCAUAUAUUAUUUUAUACACGAGUAUUCGCGUAUUCAAAUAAAAUGUCCCACGACGAAGAUUCCCAGCAAUGGAUCGACAAGGUGAUGCCGAAGAUCAUCGAGACUCUUGGACCGGACGUCGACGAGACUCGAUACGAACUAUUCAAAAAUCUCUGUUUAAUCGCGUCCACCGUGUACCACGUGCACCUGCAAUUUAAGAAUAAGACAAACGAUCGGAACGAGGAAUUGUUUAUGAUACUCAAGAGACCCGGGCGGGACUUCUAUCAGCAGACAUGCAUCGAGCCUCAGUUUCACAACGAGAUCCUGUUCUAUCGAAAUCAAUCGGACGAGAGGUACCUGAUUUAUCCAAGAUGCAUCUACGCCGCCAAACUGUCGCCCACCGACGCGGUGAUCGCUCUGGAGAACGUCAACAAACGAGGAUAUUACGCCUGUCCGUAUCCGUACAAUCCACCGUUGGAGUACACGUUGGCGGCGAUGCGCGAGUUGGGACGAUUCCACGGGAAGGGGUACGUCAUGAAGGAGCUGCAGCGGGAGAAGUUCUACGACAUCGUGGCGCGACGUCAGGAAGUUAGAUUCGUGAAGAUGGGGAACCUCUACGAGGAGGGUAUCAAAAUUAUGGGGUCGCGGGCGGUGGAGUAUCUUCGCAGUCAGGGCCACGACGCAGUUUUCUGCAAUAAGAUGGAGGCCCUGCUCACGAACGCGUUCGACGAGGUGAUGAUGAAGGUGGUGAAGCCGCUCGAGCCCCUGUCCACGUUGUGCCACGGCGAUUUUAUGUUGAGCAACAUUCUCUUCAAUAAGGCGGAAGAGGACGGGCAAUGCCGCGCGAUGCUGAUCGAUUUUGCGCUUAUCACGUAUUCGACGCCCGUUAUCGAUCUUUCCACGUAUCUGUGCCUCUGUUGCUCGAAUGAGGAGAGAAGGGAAAAAUUUUCCGAUAUCAUGCGGGCCUACCACGACGCGCUGAUGGAGUAUCUGCUGGACGCUGAUAUUCAAGAUAUUGAGAAAUAUUCGUACGAUGCUCUGUUGGAUGAUUGGAGGAGGGGUGCUCUUUUCGGUUUCCUUAUCAUGUCCAUAUAUUUGCCGACAAUAUUGGGAUAUGCUAAACCAAGAGAAUUAAUACAGAAACUGUUGCAACUAGGAAUCAUAGAAGGUUUAAAGAAGCAAAAAUGUCUAGGCGGAGAUGAAGUAAAUAAAAUACUAGCUGAUGCAUUGCUGCAUCUGCAAGAGCUUGGCUGCUUGAAACAUUUUUUGUAAUCGUGCAAGAUAAUUCGGAUAAUACUUAAAAUACAAUCUAUAUUGAUUAUAAAAAAAGUAAUGUGUGAAGUAUAUGUAUAUAUCGAAAUAUUUUUAAAUUAUCAUGUAACGUUGAUUCAGAACUAUACUAAAACCAAAGAAAUUAUUUUAUAAACAUCAUUAUUGCGUCUGUCGUUAUUUCUACGAGUAAUGUGUCCGUAAUAUAGAAUUGCAUGUGUAAUUAGAUGAAAAAUGUAAUGAAUCAUAUUCGCGAUUUUCCAGUAUUUUAUGCGAUAUUAAUAAUUACAAUCGUAUCAUUGUGAAAAAUUGUAAUAUAUUUCAAAGAUAAUAAUAAAACUGUAAACUAA
Molecule: messenger RNA, 1758 nt
Organism: Wasmannia auropunctata (little fire ant)
Lineage: Eukaryota; Metazoa; Arthropoda; Insecta; Hymenoptera; Formicidae
Exons: 1
Coding region: 203-1411 (402 amino acids)
Source: RefSeq, a predicted model, not a curated record